This is a messenger RNA of Cotesia congregata, 438 nucleotides long. NCBI's taxonomy places the organism in Eukaryota, Metazoa, Arthropoda, Insecta, Hymenoptera, Braconidae. The record is from the annotation of a GenBank genome assembly.
AUGAAAUCUGGACCAAAAAAUUUUGAACAAGUGUUAACUUCUCUCGCUAAUAAUUAUUUACCAACGUCUCAAACUCCAGGGGAUCCACAGUCUCGUCUUGAUGCGGCAUUAGCUAGAAUUUUAAACGAGACUUCACGUUAUUUGUUCUUCAAGAAUAAACACCACGAGGGUAAUUCUACUGUUGAAAAAAAAAUUGAAAAUACUGAAGUUAGUCCUGAGAUUACUGAUUUUUCUGAUAUUAAUGAAAAUCAAGAAAUUAGUAGUAUUGUGAUAAAUAAUAGUAAUAUUGAACAAAAUAAAUCGUAUAAAGCUUCUGAUAUACGUUACAUGAGAAGUAAUGAUUCAUCAGGAAAUUCACAAAAUUAUCUAUCCUUAACAAACUCUACUCUCCAAAACGGUGGCAAUAAAAAACAAUUGUAUAAAAAUUCAUUUAAAUGA